Molecule: messenger RNA, 897 nt
Organism: Suillus clintonianus
Lineage: Eukaryota; Fungi; Basidiomycota; Agaricomycetes; Boletales; Suillaceae
Product: hydrophobin-3 precursor
Exons: 3
Coding region: 450-779 (109 amino acids)
Cellular component (GO): fungal-type cell wall
Molecular function (GO): structural constituent of cell wall
Source: RefSeq, a predicted model, not a curated record
ACAGACAUGCCAUUCUGAGCGUAAAACAAGCUUACUAUGAAGUCGCAUGUCGCUUAGUCACGGCGCCUGGACUAGAGCGCUAGGCAUUGAGCAACGCGGUGAUCUCCCGAGUCGGAUACUUCAAUGAUAAUCGAUCACGUGGUCAAAACGCGUUCGCGUUUCAGUGUUCACGCCAAGGUGAUAUUCACGUAAUGAAUUUUAAUUGCGUUUACGGCUACGCGCUCCAGACCAUGGAAUAGACGGGCAACAUGGCCCAUCGGUUAUUCGAUCUGAAAAAAAUUUGACAAAGACGGCGGAGCGGCCGGGUCACAGAGCGUCCUCAAAUUGUAUAAAAGGUGGACUGCAACGCGCUUGAUUUUUCAGAAUCCAUAUCUUCUUUAACCAGCUCUCACUUCACGCUUCCACACACUCUUUACACAAAGUUUCCUAGCCUUCCGACAGUCAACACAAUGUUCGCUCGUUUCUUCACUGUUGCUUUCCUUGCUGCCCUCGCUGUCGCCACUCCCCUCACUCUCCGUGAUGGCCAGUGCAACACCGGUGACAUCCAGUGCUGCCAGAGUUCUAGCACCACUUCCAACUACAACAAGUUUGCCAAGUCUCUUGGCCUUGCGGAAGUAGGUGCUGAGGUCGUCGGCACCCUUGGCCUUAGCUGCAGUCCUAUUAGUGUCAUUGGCACUGGUAGUGGCGCUACAUGCAACCAGCAACCCAUGUGCUGCAGCAACAACAAAAUGAACGGCCUUGUCAACAUUGGCUGCACGCCCAUCAACCUCAAACUUUAGGUUUUCACUGGACAUUGACCUUACCUGCGUUAUUACAUGGUACAUAAGUCUUUUUAUAAGCUCUAUAGCUAGUAAUACCCGCGUUAUCUGGUUUGAAUCCAAUUUGAAAUUGACUCUG